AUGAGGCUAUGGAGAAAAGCUUCUGGUUUAGUCAAAGAUCAAAAAAGCCUGUGGUUAGCUAGCCUAUCGAGUCGAACAUCGUAUCGAAAUCCAGAAAUGGAAGCUGCGGUAAUAAAAGCUACGAGCCACGAUGAAUUCACGAUCGAUAUGAAAAAUGUGGAUCGCGUUUAUAAGUGGCUACGAUUAUCUCCAAGCCACCUAAAAUGUCUCAUUUGGUCAAUUUCGUUACGUAUGGAAAAAACAAAGAGUUGGAUUGUUGCAAUUAAAGGAUUAAUGCUCAUGCACGGGGUCUAUAGUUCGAAAAUCCCCGCGAUACAAAGGAUCGGGAGAUUACCAUUUGAUUUAUCGAAUUUCAAUGAUGGAUAUUCCCAUCCUUAUAAGAUUUGGGGAAUAAAUGAGUUUAUUCGAGCUUAUUUCACAUAUCUUGAUCAAAAAUCAUCCCUUCUUUUUAUGAAUUUGCAAGAAAGGAGGAAUUUACAAAAUUUGGAACACGUCAACAACAACAAUAACGAUAAUAAUAAUAAUUAUGACGUCGUUGUUUUUGUUGAAGGACGUUAUUCAAUGAUUCAAGAUCUUGUCCUGCUUCAAAAAUUACAAUUUUUACUCGAUAUGUUGCUCGAAAUUAGGCCAUUAUGUGAUAAUGCUGUUGUCCCUCUUGUUCUUGAAGCUAUGGAUUGUGUCAUGAUUGAAGUUUUCGACGUUUACAGCAGAAUUUGCAAUGGAAUUGCUAGAAUUCUGUUGCGUAUAUAUACUGCUGGGAAAGUCGAAGCUAGCAUGGCACUUAGGAUCGUGCAAAAAGCCACAAUCCAAGGUGAAGAAUUGUCACUAUAUUUCGAGUUAUGUCAAAGUAUAGGGGUGAAAAAUGCAGCCGAGUUUCCAACAAUCGAGCAAAUUCCAUAUGAAGAUAUUAAGGAACUUGAAGAAAUUAUCAACGGGGUAUCUGAAAAGGACUCGCGAAUGAGUCCUCAUCAACACGAAGGUAAAGCUAUUGUUGUUGUACCUGAAAAAAUUGGUGAUCAGCAUAUCGAGAAUCUUGAAAAAGAAAGCAAAUUGAGGACAGUGAUUACUGAUAAUUGGGAAAAAUUUGAUGACGAUUUGAUGCAAAAUGAUGGAGUGAAAAUUGCAUCAAUUACAAUUAAUCCUUUUGAAAUAUGUACAAAUAAUGUACCUAGUAAAACUCCAGAGUUACCAGAUCUAAUUAGCUUCUUAUAG
This is a messenger RNA of Solanum dulcamara, 1212 nucleotides long. Its product is annotated as putative clathrin assembly protein At1g25240. Gene Ontology annotation, molecular function: SNARE binding; phosphatidylinositol-4,5-bisphosphate binding; 1-phosphatidylinositol binding. Bases 1 to 1212 code for a protein of 403 amino acids. Lineage: Eukaryota; Viridiplantae; Streptophyta; Magnoliopsida; Solanales; Solanaceae. Gene Ontology annotation, biological process: vesicle budding from membrane; clathrin-dependent endocytosis; clathrin coat assembly. Gene Ontology annotation, cellular component: clathrin-coated pit; clathrin-coated vesicle. The record is from RefSeq and is a predicted model, not a curated record. The transcript has a single exon.